AUGCAUAUUAAAUUUGAAAUCAAUAUUUGUGAUAUAAUAAGUAGCUCUAUCAGAAGGUUUACAAUUUACUAGAAUUCUUGUAAAAAUUUAAAUCACAAAUAUUUUGGGAUUUUGAUAAAAAUCAAUAAAAACAUAAAUUAUUUAAAGAUAAAUGCUAUAAUUUUCACUCUUUUUUAAUAGGAUGAAUAAUUGUAUAAAGAAUGGUUAAACAUAUUAAUAUUAUCUUACGUGAUUCUUUAGGUUGAUAAUUUUAGGGUGAAAAAUAUUAUCCUAAGCAAAUGGAAAUUUCUUGAGAGAAUUAAUAUAUUAUUAUCUGAAUAUUGUGAAUAAAAAAUAAGAAUAAAUUCUUUCUAAUUGGAUUUAAGAUAUGAUAGAUAAUACAAAUUUAUGUAAAUAAACCCUUAUUUUUUAAUACAAUAAAAAGAGGGAAUAACUUAAAGAUGUGUUAAUUAAUGCCAAGUAAAUUUUAUUGAAAUACAAGGAACUAGUAUAAGGAAUAGAAUGCCUCAAAUUAAAGACUUUAUUUUAGAUCUUUUUCAAUAAUGCAAAUGAUGAAUUAAAUGUAAUAUUUAUGAAAUUUUCUUAAAAGAAUAUAGAAUCUUAAAUAAAAAAAAAAAAGGCUGUUAAAAAGCAAUUUAUUUUAUUUAAUUGA
This is a messenger RNA of Paramecium sonneborni, 652 nucleotides long. The record is from the annotation of a GenBank genome assembly. NCBI's taxonomy places the organism in Eukaryota, Ciliophora, Oligohymenophorea, Peniculida, Parameciidae.